This is a messenger RNA of Hipposideros armiger (great roundleaf bat), 3402 nucleotides long. It is a transcript of the gene ZNF214, whose product is annotated as zinc finger protein 214. The coding region runs from base 32 to 1855 and encodes 607 amino acids. Gene Ontology annotation, biological process: regulation of DNA-templated transcription. The transcript has 4 exons. The record is from RefSeq and is a predicted model, not a curated record. Gene Ontology annotation, molecular function: RNA polymerase II cis-regulatory region sequence-specific DNA binding; DNA-binding transcription factor activity, RNA polymerase II-specific. Lineage: Eukaryota; Metazoa; Chordata; Mammalia; Chiroptera; Hipposideridae.
CUUCUUCCCGGAAAGGCUGAUCUUUGACCAGAUGGCAGUAACAUUUGAAGAUGUGACUGUUAUUUUUACUUGGGAGGAGUGGAAAUUCCUGGAUUUUUCUCAAAAAAAGCUCUACAGAGAGGUCAUGUGGGAGAACUACACAAAUGUCAUGUCAGUAGGUAAAUGGCAGCAGUCCCGCAGAAUGCCAAAAAAAAGAGCAAAUUACAUGGAUUAUCCCACNNNUUCCUGCUGGCGAGGUUGGAGGAAAGCGAGCACUCAGAUACAUGAGAAUCGAAGCUAUGUAGAAAGCACUCAAGGGAUAGAUUCCAAAGGCCUAAAGCAACAAGACUUUUCUCAUUAUCAAGAAUGGUUAAUACUCUCCACACCAGUACCAGGCUGUGGGGACUAUGAACUGGCUUUUGAAGGCAAAAGUCCCAGGAACUUAAAAUAUACAAAGCUUAUACCUUGGCAGCCCUUAGAAACAAAACAGUCUCAACACUAUGGUAGAGAAAUCUACAUGAGUGAGUCACAUGGUUUUCAAGGAAACAGAAACCGUCUUGGAAUAUCCAGGAAAAAUCUCUUCAUGGAAAAAGAACAGAAGCUCAUAGUUCAGCAUUCUUAUGUCCCAAUAAAGGACACCCUUCCAGAGUACAUUGAGGAGAUAUGCCAAAAUGAUCUACUGAAAGACCCUUUGGAAGAGAAAUACUGUGGAUGUAGUAAAUGUGAAGAAAUUUAUUAUUGGAACUCACAGUGUGUUCUCCAUAAAAAAAAUCAACUUGGAGAAAAGUUCUAUCAAUGCUCCAUCAGCACAGCAUGUUUCUCUCAAGGAUCAGACUUAUACAGACAUCCAAGAUUCCACAUAGGUAAGAGGCUGCACGGAUGUGAUGAAGUUGACAGUAACUUUAGUCAGAGUUUAGGUGCUCACUUUCAUCAGAGAGUCCACACAGGGAAGGUUCCUCCUUAUAUAUGUAAUAUAUGUGGUAAGAGCUUCAGUCAGAUCUCUACUUUUCACAAUCAUCAAAGAGCCCAUACAGAAGAGAAACUCUAUGAAUUUGAGUGUGUUAAGGACCUCAGUAGAAACCCAUUACUUCACAUUCACCAGAGACUUCACAUAGGAGAGAAGCCUUUUAAGUGCCAUCAGUGUGGUAAGAGUUUUAGUCGGAGUUCAGUACUUCAUGUUCAUCAGAGAGUCCACACAGGAGAGAAACCAUAUAAAUGUGAUGAGUGUGGUAAAGGCUUCAGUCAGAGCUCAAAUCUUCGAAUUCAUCAGCUAGUCCACACAGGAGAGAAGUCCUAUAAAUGUGAUGACUGUGGUAAGGGCUUUACCCAGCGCUCAAAUCUUCAAAUUCAUCAGAGAGUGCACACAGGAGAGAAGCCUUAUAAAUGUGACGACUGUGGGAAGGACUUCAGUCACAGCUCCGAUCUUCGCAUUCAUCAGAGGGUACAUACAGGGGAGAAACCCUAUACUUGUCAUGAAUGUGGGAAGGGUUUCAGCAAGAGUUCAAAGCUUCACACGCAUCAAAGAGUACAUACUGGAGAGAAACCCUAUAAAUGUGAACAGUGUGGUAAGGGAUUCAGUCAGCGUUCACAUCUUCUCAUUCAUCAGAGAGUGCAUACAGGAGAAAAGCCCUAUAAAUGUGAUGAUUGUGGAAAGAGCUUCAGUCACAGCUCUAAUCUUCACAUUCAUCAGAGGGUCCACACAGGAGAGAAGCCUUAUCAAUGUGCUAAGUGUGGUAAGGGUUUCAGUCAUAGCUCAGCUCUUCGAAUUCAUCAAAGAGUCCACACAGGAGAGAAACCCCAUAAAUGCCAUGAGUAUUAUAGGCGAUUUGAUCAGAAUUCACAUCUUCACAAUAAGCACAGAAGAGAAACUUUAUAAUUCUGUUCAUUUAGUUAACAGAAGCUUUAAUCAAAGCUUAACCUUAAGCCCAAAAAAUGCUGCUGGGAAGAAAAUUCUAUAAAUAACCCAAGUAAUCCUAAGCAACAUUUACAGUUUCCCCUAAAACCCACUAAGAAUCAUUUGCUUCAAGAUGAGAUCCUUAGGAGGAUUCCUGUGUAUUUAAAAAAUUCAAGUGUUUCUUUUCUACUAUAAAUAUUAUAGUCAUUAUAAAAUAUGUAAAAGAUUUGAGAAAACUCUUCAUCCUGUUUCAUUCUCAUCUUUUUGUUUUCUGUGUUUUCUGUGCAUGAAAUCAUACUGUAUGCUCAACUUUGUAUUUCCACUUCAAAACAUUUACUUAACAUAUUGGUUUGAACUGAAAUUGGCUGGCUAUCUAUGAAACAGAAUAUUGACUCACCUAUAACGUCCCUAGGAAGCCACAGAAAAAAAUGAAAACACACAAAACUUGAAAUUGAAGCUGGUAGACAACCUGUUAGUCAAAUGUGCAAGAAUUAACUAUAGGGCAAGUAGAAUUCAACUGCUUAUGACAACAGAUAGGAAAACACCUGGUGACCCUUUAUCUGAGAUAGGACAGCUUAGAGAUGUUAUCUUUGUCACCCAGAAAACUCAAAAACCAUCCUUUUGUUGUAGGAGUGCUGCACUUUGAGGUUCCCACAUGCACUCGCAUCCAUCCUCCUCCCCAGCUUUCCACAUUUAUUCAUAGGUUCAGACAAGUAAUAAGAAGCACAGGAUUUAGUUUCUCUAAGUAAGGUGUGAAAGAUGUUGACAAAAUCUGACAGAAGUGAAUGCCAGAAACUAAAGAUACUCCAUAGGUUCACAGUUAAAAAUCCAAGCAGUAGAAUUUGAUUUAAUCUCAGAAGAACAGUGUGGUAACAGAGAAAUAUCUGCUAGAAACAGAAAUGAACUCAGCUAUGUGCAAAAAUGAACUCCAGCUAAUUAUGUAAGAAGAGAGAAUUUGGCCAUUAUAAAAAUGGAGUACAAAUAGUAAUACACAAGUCCCAAUUAUUGAUAUACAAAUAUGUUUGGAUAUCGCUGCCCAAGAAAAAAUAAAUUAAGUAGACCUGUGUAGGGAAAUAAGAAGAAAUUGUAAUCCAAAGAAAGGAAUAUCAUUGUAAAGACUCAGAAUCCUAUAGCCCUAAAAAUGAACUAUUUUGGUCUCCAAAAGAAAUUUUCAAAAGAAUUAGUGUCCUCAGUAGCAUGACAGAAAACCUGAAAUCAAUAAAAUGAGAGAAGUCCAUAAGUAUAGAAGAACCUCUAAGAUAAAAAACAAAUAUAUAAAAUAAAGAAGGACUACAGGGAAAUUUAAAAUACUAUAUCAAAGUGAAAGGCAACAAGGAGGAAAACUGACACUGCAGAACAUCAAAUACUGUAAUGAAUAAACUUGAGAUGAUCUUAAACGUGUAAGUAGAGGAUAAUGAGAUGGGAACAGUGAGAGAAAAAAACACAUGAAGUGCAGAGAAUAGAGAUUCCAAUGCAAGAGUGGUGUUUCUAAGGAAGAUUAAAACAUUUGGAAUACAUGUAGAAUCAAU